UUUAUGAUCGAAUAAUAGAAAACUAAUCAAUACUGAAGACUUCUGUUUAUCCAAGAUGGCGGGGAUAAGAUGGCAUCGUUUCGUUUGUUUACUUUGGUUAGCUCUUCUGUUUGAUAGAUCAUAUCAACAGUGUGUUGGUCCAGAAGGGCCACCAGGUCCUCCUGGCUCCGAGGGCAACCAGGGAUCAGGGACAAACGAUAAUUGGUAUGAUGUAAUGGGAUCUACUAGAAACUGGAGACAGUGUACAUUCAAUUGGGCAGAUGGUCGGGACAGUGGUACCGUCUACACGUGUUCAUUUACAAAGCAAUCUUCAACGUCAUCCUUGUAUGCGGCUUUCAGUGGUACAACACGACUUUAUGGUUGCCAUGGUUGCUGUUGUCGAUGGUACUUGACGUUCAAUGGCGCUGAAUGUAAUUCACCCCAAGUCAUUGACGGAACCGUCUAUAUGGCACAUUACAGUGGUGCCGAUCUUCACCGACAUCGUACAAUAGCAGGAAUAUGUACGAACAUCGCAGCCGGUAGCGUAACGGUUGCCCUGGUGGUGGGAGCAUGCAGUGGAUAUGGGUACCACGACUGUUACACUGGUUGGAAUGCAAUAUCAAGGAUCAUCAUAGAAGAAUUACCUGCCUCUCCUUACAGUUAAACAGAUAGUGAUUAUAAAUUAUACUCUGACAUGUCAAUACUUUAUCUUUUUUAAACAAAACAUCUAUCGGGUCGAGAACACGCAAUUUUUUUUUCUGCGAUGUGAAUUUGGAUAGGAAUGACGUCUUAUGGCUUUGUUACGAGUCAAUGUGACUCUUUUUCGUUUAACUUUGCCUUAUCAUUUAGUCGACUCCAAGUUUAUUCAAAACACUUUUAGGAAUGAAAUAUACACGGGAUUGAUUUGAUU
Molecule: messenger RNA, 889 nt
Organism: Lytechinus variegatus (green sea urchin)
Lineage: Eukaryota; Metazoa; Echinodermata; Echinoidea; Temnopleuroida; Toxopneustidae
Product: collagen triple helix repeat-containing protein 1-like
Exons: 4
Coding region: 56-643 (195 amino acids)
Source: RefSeq, a predicted model, not a curated record